Molecule: messenger RNA, 1558 nt
Organism: Micropterus salmoides (largemouth bass)
Lineage: Eukaryota; Metazoa; Chordata; Actinopteri; Centrarchiformes; Centrarchidae
Exons: 5
Coding region: 252-929 (225 amino acids)
Biological process (GO): regulation of apoptotic process; signal transduction
Molecular function (GO): protein binding
Source: RefSeq, a predicted model, not a curated record
GCAUGAGGUUGUGGUCUGUUUAAAAUAGACAAGAAAAGAGAAAAUGCGCGCGAGCACAGCCGUAGUACAGUCUGUGAUGUUACAUGGUGCCUUGUCUGCAAAAGGCUGUUUUUGUUCAAGCGUGUUUUUUCUAUUACUCCAGCUGUUACCAUAAAUGUUUACGAAUAUCCGCAAAACAAACUAACAAACUACUGGAGGGACGUGCUACAGUGGCCCUGAAAAGUGUCAAAUAAAUGAGCUGACAUUCAGUCAUGGCUGAGGAACCAGCAGCAGAAAUCCAGCUACUCAGAAGUCAGAAGGUCAAGCUAAUAGAAAUUCUAAGUGCAGAUGCCGACUUCGUCCUGCAGCAUGCAGACUCUCGCUUUCUGCUGUCUCCUCACGGGUACCAGCAGGUGAAAGCUUGCCGUAUUCCUAGUGAGAAGGUGACAGACCUGCUGGAUUGUAUCAUCCAGAGAGGGCCUGAAGCAGCACAGGGUCUGCUGGAACUACUGAACGACCAGGCCGUGCAGGAAACCUUCCCAGGGCUUCGCUUCCUCAACGAACUGCAAGUCAACACACUGUCUUCAGAAAAAAUAGAAAUGUCAAGAAAGAGAAAAAUAGCUCCUGAUUUACAAGAGACCAUUUCAUCCAAACAGACCUGCAACAAUGGCUCUGGAUUAGUUAAAGAGAAGCAGCUGAUGACCGUGGCUUGUACCAUUGGCAAAUCUUGGAGGGAGAUUGGCAGACUGGCUCUUGACAUCCCCUCUGUGAAGCUGGAAGAGAUUGAAGAGGACCAUUCACUCCACAAGGAGCGAGUAUUUGCCAUGCUGCGCUACUGGCGUACCAGCCAGAGGGACAAAGCCACUGCUGCUCACCUGCACUCCCUGCUCAGUCAGAAAGACUGGGCGCUGCCACUUGAAAGCAUUGACUUUCUGUUGGAGACUGACUGACUCUUUCACUGUCGGGUACUUACUGAGACUGAAAGCCUUUUCGAAGGGUAUUUCCACUGGAAAUAAAACAACACUUGAAGACUUUACUAUUAUGGAAUUACCCCACAGUACCAUUUACUACCACUUAGGCCUCUUGUUCAAAGUCAAUGAUCAACUUAUACUACUUUUAUAUGACCUUUUUAUAUUACAAGAAUAUUAAAAAAAGUUUAGUUUUAUGAAAUUUCUUUGAAAGAUGUGUUUUUAUUUUCUGUUGAUAGUGUCUGUGGUAUUGAUUUUUUACGGAGAAAUUAUGAAAAUUACUGAGCAGUGCAUAUUUCAUUUUAAUGUAAAUACACUGGGGCAUUUUAAGAGUAGGGUGAAAUCAUUGGUCCAUAUUCUUAUGUUUUCACAUUUUGCUCAACAUUUAAUAAAUGUUCAGCUUGUUGGGAGAAAAUGUAAUUAUCUCUGAAAGUGUAAAAGAUGAACAGUUAUGCUAACAUGUUCCAUAUUGAUCGACAUAUCUUGGUCUUUUAGAUUAAAUGUACCUCACAUCUCGGUCUGAUGAGAUAGUGACUCUUGACGUCAUGUAAAGGAGGGCAGGCAAGCAAUGCCCAUGUUCCACAACCACUGAAUAAACUCAUCAUACCACA